Dromiciops gliroides (monito del monte) is the source of this 549-nucleotide messenger RNA. Its product is annotated as ER membrane protein complex subunit 8-like. Gene Ontology annotation, cellular component: EMC complex. The record is from RefSeq and is a predicted model, not a curated record. NCBI's taxonomy places the organism in Eukaryota, Metazoa, Chordata, Mammalia, Microbiotheria, Microbiotheriidae.
AUGCCCGGCGUGAAGCUGACUACCCAGGCCUACUGCAAGAUGGUGCUGCACAGCGCCAAGUACCCCCACUGCGCCGUCAACGGGCUCCUGGUGGCCAAGAAGCAGAAGCCCCACAAGGAGCAGCCCUUGCACAGCGCCCCCCACCCGCACCAGACCCUCUUCGUGGACUGCAUCCCCCUGUUCCAUGGCACCCUGGGGCUGGUCCCCAUGCUGGAGGUGGCCCUCAGCUUGAUUGAUUCAUGGUGCAAAGAUAAUAGCCAUGUGAUUGCUGGUUAUUAUCAAGCUAAUGAACGUGUAAAGGAUGCCAGUCCAAACCAGGUUGUUGAGAAGGUAGCUUCCGGAAUUGCCGAAGGCGUCAAUGACACCGCGCUCAUCAUGGUAGACAACACGAAGUUUACAAGGGAGUGCAUAGAACCCACCAUCCAUGAAAACAAAUGGCGGUGCAGAGAUCCACACUAUGAUCAUUGUGAAGAUGCCCAGAGGAUCUCGGCAUCUCUCUUGAACAGCAGGUCCUAUGACAUCCUUGUGGACAAAUCCAGAGAUCAAUAA